Molecule: messenger RNA, 569 nt
Organism: Radiomyces spectabilis
Lineage: Eukaryota; Fungi; Mucoromycota; Mucoromycetes; Mucorales; Radiomycetaceae
Exons: 1
Source: RefSeq, a predicted model, not a curated record
UACAUCUGUGGAACCCCCACCAUUUUGACAAUCCCAUAUGCCGCAUUUGCGAUCUUGAGAUUGAAGAUUUUUCAACUACUUGUCCAUUCAAAGGACUCUACUGGUCGCAUAUUAUCUGUACCCUCAAUCUGGCCAAUGACUGCCCACCUCCAGAGUAUACCUGGGCGUUUUUACGGCCCUAUCCACCCCCCCCCCACCGGCGGGCCUUUGUUGAAUGACACUUUCUCCCUCUCAGGCGUCGCGUUCUCCAUUUUAUGGCAAAAUCACUGGCGGUGCACUAUUGACCGUUCCCUUUGGUGUCUGCCAUCCAUACUACAAGCUUAGACCGUGCCCACGCAGCCUUCAUCCGCAGGUUCUUCUCGAACAUUUAACCUUUGCCACAUAGACAUGUUUCCUUGACCAAUAAAGCAUCUUACAAGAGCAAGCAAAAGCACCAAAAAACUUGACCAAACCAGUAAAAGACAUGAUCAAACCGACAAAGGCCUUCGAGCUAGCCAAUCAAAAACAUGAUCAAGCAGUAAAAAUCAUGAGCUAGCCAAUCAGAAACAUGAGCAGACAGUAAAAUUCAU